Cyphellophora europaea CBS 101466 is the source of this 1926-nucleotide messenger RNA. RefSeq lists its product as uncharacterized. The transcript has a single exon. NCBI's taxonomy places the organism in Eukaryota, Fungi, Ascomycota, Eurotiomycetes, Chaetothyriales, Cyphellophoraceae. The record is from RefSeq and is a predicted model, not a curated record. The coding region runs from base 1 to 1926 and encodes 641 amino acids.
AUGUCGGAGCCCUCGAGCAAUGCAGAGCACGCAUCAGCGGCGAAGUCAGAUGCACCACCCCCACCUGCAACUGUCAGCACCGACCGGCCCAGUGGCUGGAGAAGACGUCUGCUUGAAAUACUAGGAUUCUUCGUUGUUGUUGCCGUUCUUGCUUGGAAUCGCUUACCUGACAGGUUCUUCAAGACUGAGCCGCUGCUGGUGGAAGGCUACACCUACUGCCGUUCCGCCCACUUCUCUGCACAAUCCCUGCGCAAAUUACCUGGCAUACAGCUCUUGGGUCUCCAUGUAGCUCCAGUCUACAACUAUACCGCACCACCAACGCCUGAGAGGAUCAUUGGUUCGUCACCGUACUUCAAGCCCAAAAUUGACGACCUCUCCUUCUGCAACGUGACAUAUGUCUAUACACAUCCAGGGUACAACAAUCGUGUCAGCGUACAAGUCUUCCUCCCAAGCCUAGCAGCCUGGAAUGGUCGCUUUCAAGGUGCUGGUGGUGGAGGCUAUUUCGCCGGUCUGGGUGGGUGGCUAUCCCCUCCAGCUGUUGCUGCCGGUUACGCUGUAGCCAGCACAGAUGGCGGUCUUCUUAGCCCAGACUAUCCACCUGGGAAUCCAUCCGGAUGGGCCACAACCGCCGACGGGCUCACCAAUUGGAACUACAUGCACGUCUUUGGGCCGUUGGCAAUCGCCGACAUGACUCGUAUCGGGCAGGCCAUCACACGGCGCUACUACGAAUUGGACCGCCCGAACCAUGCACUCAAGUCUUACUUCAAUGGAUGCUCGACUGGUGGCCGACAGGGCCUGAUGAUCGCGCAACAUAACCCAGAGCUCUAUGAUGGCAUUCUUGCCACAGCCCCUGCCGUGGACUAUGCUACCCUUCUCCCCGCCGACUACCACGCGCAGCAUUUCAUGACCGUGCACGACACCUACCCGCAGCCCUGCGAGCUCGAAUUCAUCACCGCCGCCGCGAUCGAAGAAUGCGACCCUCUCGACGGCGUUACAGACGGUCUCAUCUCGCGUCCCGACCUCUGCAACUUCUCCCCCCUCGCCCGACAAAAUACCAUUAUCCCUUGCCCCGCCGCACCGAACAAGACCACCACCCUCUCCCCUUUCGCCGCCCGCCUCGCCCAUGAGAUCUGGGCCGGCCCACACUCCCUCUCUGGCCACAGAUUACAUCCAGGCCUCAUGCACGAGACUCCCCUGACGCCCCUCGCCGGCACCUCUUGCAACUACACCACCACACCCCCAACCUGCCACCAAGUCCCUUGGAGCCUCCCCCCACUCUUCAUCCAAAACUUCCUGCUCAAAAAGCCCCUCACCGUCGACCCGGCCAUCACCCCCGUCACCUUUCCCCAGCUCAGCUACACCGACUUCCUCAACCUCUUCAAGCAAGCCAUUCUCGAGUACCGCGGUGUCAUCAGCGCCACCUCGCCCGACCUCAGCGGCUUCAGCCGUGCGCCCCAGCGCCCCAAGAUGAUCACCUGGCACGGCCUGGCGGACCAGCUCAUUGCCGCGAACCACAGUCUGGACUACUACAAGUCCGUGCUGGCGCACUUUGCCGAUAACCGCGCUGACUAUGCGGAGGCGGAAGGGGAGGAGGGAGAGGAAGGUGGUGGAGGCCCGCGGGAAGUGAGUGAUUUCUACAGGUAUUACAGCGUGCCCGGGGUGUACCACUGCUCGAUGGGGCCGGGGCCGUACCCAGGGUCGUGCUGGGACAGUAGAGGGGCGUUGGAUCAGUUGGUGAAGUGGGUGGAGGAUGGAGUGGUGCCGGAAACGUUGGACGCCGUGAGUGACAUCAGGGAUGAUGUGCUGAGUAAGGGAGGAGAUGGGAGAAUCAGGAGACCUAUUUGCACCUGGCCAAAGGUGGCAUCAUGGAAGGGUGGUAAGGAAGGGAACUGGUGGGAUGUGGAAGGCUGGGAGUGUGUCGACUAA